AUGGAGGACCCACGAGCGCUUGCUCCGCCGGAGCCGGAGCCGGAGCCCGAGGCCACCCCGGCGCCGCCGCAAAGGCUGCUGCGGCUGCGCUGCGCGGUGCAGCACUACGAGUGGGGCCAGCGCGGAGCCGCCUCCCUCGUCGCGCGCCUCGCGGACCAGAACCCCGACCCAGCCCGCCCCUACGCCGAGCUGUGGAUGGGCACUCACCCGUCCGGCCCCUCCACGCUCCUCGGCGACGGCGCGCUCCUCAGGGACUGGCUCGCGCGGAACCCCGACGCGCUCGGCCCCGCCGUCACCGCGCGCUGGGGAGGCGACCUCCCAUUCCUCUUCAAGGUCCUGUCGGUGGCCAAGGCGCUCUCGAUCCAGGCGCACCCGGACAAGAAACUCGCCGAGGUGCUGCACGCGCUGCGGCCGUCCACCUACAAGGACGACAAUCACAAGCCGGAGAUGGCCAUCGCCAUCACGGAGUUCCGGGCGCUUUGCGGCUUUGCCGCUAUUGAGGAGCUCAAGGAUGUCCUGAGGACAGUUCCUGAAAUUGAAGGCCUAGUUGGGCAUGAAGAUACUGGCAAGCUGAUGAACAUGAAGGAGUAUUAUGGGGUUAGUGAAGUAAAGUCCAGUUUGCAAUCAGCUUUUGCUAAGCUAAUGACAGCAAGUAAAGAUAUGGUUUCUGAAGCAGUUGCAAAACUGAUCAAUCGCCUGAAUACUGACAGCAAGAUUAGGACCUUAACAGACAAAGAACAGCUGGUUUUGUCCCUGGAGAGACAAUAUCAAGACGAUGUUGGAGUUCUAGCAGCACUUUUCUUUAACUAUGUCAAGCUCAGUCCUGGUGAAGCCCUUUAUAUUGGUGCCAAUGAACCGCAUGCAUACCUCUCUGGGGAAUGCAUUGAAAUUAUGGCCACUUCAGACAACGUUGUACGUGCUGGUUUGACACCUAAAUACAUAGAUGUGCAAACUCUCUGCUCAAUGCUAACAUACAAACAGGCCUUCCCAGAAAUUUUGCGCGGAGUUCCUGUGCAGCCACACGUAAGGCGCUACACCCCUCCAUUUAACGAGUUUGAGGUCGAUUGCUGCUUGGUACCUCCAGGUGAACUGGUUGUCAUAUCCCGGGUACCAGGUCCAUCCAUCUUUCUCGUAAUGACCGGGGAAGGCAAGAUUCAGUUGGAUUCUAUGUCAAAUGGAGAAAAGGCAAAGGAAGGUGAUGUUUUCUUCGUCCCCGCAUACACUGAGGUUAAGAUCUCUGCGUGUGGCCCCGAGUCUGUGCAUCUGUACAGGGCUGGGGUAAACAGCAGAUUCUUCAGCUAA
This is a messenger RNA of Miscanthus lutarioriparius, 1302 nucleotides long. The record is from the annotation of a GenBank genome assembly. Lineage: Eukaryota; Viridiplantae; Streptophyta; Magnoliopsida; Poales; Poaceae.